AUGGUGGCAAGGGUGAAGGCCCUGGCUGAGGCCAAGAGCUCAUCUCUAAGUCUGAUGGGGCAGGCACAUCCGUGGAUUUUUAGAGGAUCAGACGGAUCAAAACUGCUCGCAAACUUCCGUGAGGUUUAUCUCCCCUCCCCUGCUGGAGCUGAUGGCCACCCGCUGUUUCACACCGUGGUUGUGACCACUCCAGUCUACACUUUACAGGAAUGCUGCUUGAAACUGAUCUGAAAACUUUUGAGUGACGUUGACAAACUGGAGAUUCCUGAGUUUCUAAGGAAGGACAUCCGCCUCACUCCAGAUUUGCUGCGAGAAAUUCAGAUGUUAACAAGAAGAGCUCAUUCUGGCUCUUAUCAGUGCACUGAACCCUGACGACAAAGCAAAGCUCUCCUAGGGUUUGUAAUUUUUUUUCUUUUUCUUUACAGUCGGCAUAAUUAUUCAGGGCAAGGCUUUAUACUAGAUUUGAGGACUUCAUUGAGCACUCAGUUCAGUCAGCUACUGAUGUUGGCUGAUUAGUUAUGGACCACAAACACCACUAAAAGUCAUUCCAAAGGUAUGAGAUGGGGGUCCACCAUUGCAUAGAAAUGCAGUGUCACUGCUCCACAGUCCAAUGCUAGGGGGCUUUAUACCCCUCUAGCUAAUGCUUGGCAAUAGGGAUCACAAGCUUAGGCUCAUGUAAGGCUGUGCACUUGAAUUCACUCAUUAGAAGGAGUGUCUACAGCUGUUUGGACAUAGACUGUAUGUUUCUGGUUUACUGCAACAAGCUGCUUACAGUAGACUGUUAGAAUGGCUGGCAGAGAAUUACUGCACACACACAUUUUAAUCUGCAUUUAUUACUCCCAGUUGAUUAUAACACAAUAAGUAAUUUCUGUUUUAAACAGUAUUUUCCCCACAGAGAUGCAUUUCCCCAUUACAAUUAAAUAUUGCACUUGCGGUCCUGGAAAUAAAUUAAAGUUAAAAUCAAAGCACACAGAGGUCCCUUUCAAGGAUAUUCAAAACAUAAUCUUAAAAGACUGAUAUACACAUUAAGUGGCACUGCACAACUACUUUCAAUAUUAUUUUUAAGCCUUUUGUUCUAUGUAACUGACAGGUUUGCUAAACAGCCCAGGCAUGAGGGAGCAGGAGAAAGGGUUGUGACGACUGUAAUUAAACACAGCAAUAAUUUGGAAAGCGUUUUCAUUAUAAUUUACACUGCAAAUGAAAUUGUUGUAAAGAAUGUAGAUUUACUGCUACAAAAGUUAUUAAAUAUUAUGAGAUACUUGUAAUGAAAUAUGCAAAUUCCACAUGUUUUGGUAACACUGUAGCUUUCCUGAACACAGU
Messenger RNA from Pygocentrus nattereri (red-bellied piranha), 1320 nucleotides. RefSeq names its product von Hippel-Lindau tumor suppressor like (gene vhll). Lineage: Eukaryota; Metazoa; Chordata; Actinopteri; Characiformes; Serrasalmidae. The record is from RefSeq and is a predicted model, not a curated record.